Messenger RNA from Megalobrama amblycephala (Wuchang bream), 6112 nucleotides. RefSeq names its product synaptotagmin III (gene syt3). Bases 855 to 2552 code for a protein of 565 amino acids. Gene Ontology annotation, molecular function: clathrin binding; phosphatidylserine binding; SNARE binding. The transcript has 13 exons. Gene Ontology annotation, cellular component: membrane. NCBI's taxonomy places the organism in Eukaryota, Metazoa, Chordata, Actinopteri, Cypriniformes, Xenocyprididae. The record is from RefSeq and is a predicted model, not a curated record. Gene Ontology annotation, biological process: regulation of calcium ion-dependent exocytosis; cellular response to calcium ion; calcium-ion regulated exocytosis.
UUUAGCGCUGCACGCGCACUGGAGCCCGUGAGCGGAGACGAGGCUCGUUUAGUAUUCCGUGCACAAGGCGAAGGAGGGAGAAGGGAGGGAGGGCAGAGAGUGAAAUAGAGAAAAAACGAGGCUGUGAAGACAGGCGAAAACACAGAAAGAGAGGAAGAAGAGGGGAGCGGAGAGACACCUCCUCUGUCCCUCUCGGUCUACUCUUUGGCAUCCGUCUGUCCCAGGCAAUUUCAAAGCUCCCGUAGAACAUUCCAGAAAUACAGCCAUGGACCACAAUGAACAUUAAAGCUUGAAUGAAAAAACAAAGAGACAAAUCUAGUGGAAAUACACUACACGUCUCAGAUUAAACCCUGCCCUGAUGCUGCUUUAAGGACUGAGCCUGAAAACACUCUCCUCUUCCCUGACUGAUGAUUUAACUGAGAGUAAUAGCCCACAAAAUCUAGGCUAUGUUUUCUGAACAACAAACCUAAAUAUAGUGUCACAGUAUAUUCAUUGAAGAAAAUAUUUGUCUGAAUUGAAUUCCCACCUUCACCAUGACAAGGACUCAGGGAUGUCAUUGUCAUCUUUUAUAACAAGAGCCUAUGUUAUUAUUGAAAAGAGAGAUUGUGGCUCACUUACCAAUGGGUUUAGCAACCAUUAAAAGUUUCAAUUAACGGUCAUAAAGAGACCGUCUCAGCUCCUUGUUGAAACAUUGUCCUCCAGAAUCCAAAACGAGGCUCUGUUUUAUCAGAAUCCUACGGUAGAAAGUGGCCAGACACACCCUCUCCGCUCAGGCGCUGUCCAGUUGGUGCGGGCGGUGAGGGCUGCACUACAAUUGGUUGAGUGCGGGGUGGGUGUGCGAUGCAGAUUGGAGGAUGUCGGGGGACUGGGAAGACGACCUUUGUAAGAGGGCGUUGGUGCUGGUGGAGGAACUGUGCUUCCGGUCUGGAGGCUUCAGACAGAGUGCGAGCUGCCAAGAGUUCAGCGACAUGAUGAGACCUAACGGACCCAUAAACACAGAGAUCUCUGUGAGUCUGCUCUCCGUCAUUGUAACGUUCUGUGGCAUUGUGCUGCUCUCUGUCUCUCUCUUCGUCUCCUGGAAGCUUUGCUGGUUGCCGUGGAGAGAUAAGGAAGGAGGGGGUCUGAGCUUGACGUCGGGGCUCCUGCCUGGUGGUGCCAGUUUGGGCGGGGUCGGAGGUGGAGGGGGCUCCUCGCUCCUUCCUCCCCUCUUGCAAAAGAAGGAUACUCACUCCUCUUCCUCACUGUAUCCCUCGCUCUCCCAGCAUGGGCAGCAUCACCCCCAUUUCUCUGACCUGAUGGGGGUGGAGGGCGGAGGGGGGCUGGUAGUGGGGGGUGUGGUUGGGGGUCCACAGGAGAUGCAGGAGCAUUCCUACCUAGACAUGGACACUUAUCCCAACAAUGCUGCAAACCUUAAGUUGAGCCAGACAUCUCCCGAGUUGCCCCCAGCAACAGAAGGAGGCUCAGCUGCGAAAGACCUGCCCAAUGCCCACUCUCAGCCGCAGGUCACCACCAGGCCUAAGCCCAUGACUCACCAGCUCUCCAGCCCUGAUUUCCAUGGUGAGGAGAAGAGUGAGCAGCUGACCAGCAUUGGGCAGAUCAAACCAGAACUUUACCGGCUGCGCCAGGGAGACCAGGGCGAUGGCAAACAAGGCGACAACUGCGGCAAAAUCAGCUUCCUUCUGCGCUACGCCUUCAACACCGAGCAGCUGGUGGUCAAGAUACUGAAAGCCCUGGACCUCCCGGCGAAGGAUGCCAAUGGUUUCUCCGAUCCUUAUGUCAAGAUCUACUUACUGCCUGAUAGGAAGAAGAAAUUUCAGACUAAGGUGCACAGAAAAACUCUCAACCCGAUCUUUAAUGAGACGUUCCAGUUCGGCGUGCCCCUGGCUGAGCUGCACUCGCGCAAGCUCCACUUCUCCGUCUACGACUUCGACCGUUUCUCCAGACAUGACCUCAUAGGUCAAGUGGUGGUGGAUAACCUGCUGGACUUCAGCGAGGGAACCGGGGAGAAGCCUAUUUGGAGAGACAUUGUGGAAGGAACUGCGGAGAAAGCUGACCUGGGCGAGCUGAACUUCUCACUGUGUUACCUGCCAACAGCUGGCCGACUGACCGUCACCAUCAUUAAGGCCACCAAUCUGAAAGCUAUGGACCUCACAGGCUUCUCAGAUCCAUACGUGAAGGCAUCUCUGGUUUGUGAAGGUCGAAGGCUGAAAAAGAGGAAGACGUCCAUAAAGAAGAAUACUCUCAAUCCUACGUAUAACGAGGCUCUGGUCUUUGAUAUCCCCAACGAGAACAUUGAGAAUGUGUCGCUCAUCAUUGCUGUCAUGGACUAUGACUGUAUCGGUCAUAAUGAGGUAAUUGGGAUGUGCCGUGUGGGCAGUGAUGCUGAUGGGCCGGGAAGGGAGCACUGGACAGCCAUGCUGGCGAAUCCCCGCAAGCCUAUUGAACACUGGCACCAGCUGGUGGAGGAGAAAUCUAUAAACACAUAUGUGUCAAAGAGUGCCGCAGCCUCCCCUAAGCCACACAUAGUGGUGGACAGCCCUCACUCUGAGUAGAGAUGUCAGCAUUAUCUUUUUAGCAACAGAAAUACAUUCUUUCUUUUCACCUGUGAAUAAUUUUUCAUCAAGAAAGAAUCAGAGAAGAGAGACUGUGCUUGCAUUAGUGCUAUUCCUCUAAAUCAACCCUGCAGACCCAACACAAUAUAUAGAAAAACACCUAGACUAGACCGGACUCACUUACACACACACACACAGGUACAUCCACACACACAAAAACACAAACAGACAUACAAACACAUGGAAUCAUAACAAAACUACUGGCAUGGAUGGUUUUGCUUCAGGAAUGAUGUUAAAAUCAAAAUAUUUCAUGAUUUAUUCAGGGGAAAUAUGACAAACAUUCCCACUUUAAAUAGAUAAUCUUUAUUUAGUUAUUUGAAACUGAGCCUACAAAAAAAAAGAGAUUUUAAUUACUUAAAAAAAAAAAAAAUCAGGAGAGAGACCUGAUAGAUUAUGGACCACGAAUGUUUCUGUGUAUGUGUGAGCGCAUGUGCGUACGUGAGUUUGUACGGGUGUCUGUGUGUAGCUUUAGAAAAUCUCUACAAAGUGUUUUCAGUCGGACAAGUAGCUGCAAGUUCUCGGAGUGGUCUUCUCUGCCAAUGCAGAAUCCUUGCAACUGUUUCCUGUUUCUCUGGAGAGGAGGACUACUUUAUGACCGUUCCCAUUUGGAGAAGGAGAAAUAAGGACGGAAACGUUGGCCAAAUCAUGUCGUGCAGUAUCGAAAUGUGUCCCUCUGCCUUUUACAUUUUUAUCACCUUCUGCUUGGAGCUCAUUGAGAUAAGCAGUGUUUCCUUUUUCCUUUGUUUACCAGAGUCCAACCAUUCUUCUUGUUCUACCAGAUACGUACGGAACGAAAUGGUUUGAGAAUAUGUUUCCCUGACCUGGACACACUGGCAGACUGAAUCCCCUUGAGAACUUUUCCAAAGGGAGCUAUCGUUGAUUUCAAAUAUUGCCAGAGGACCCGAACCGAGACGGACCUUGGAUUUGUGUGCACUUCCUGGAAACAUAUCCUAGGGGGGAAAGAUCUGGCCAUAGUAUUUUAUUUUUGUACCAUGCCAGGAUAUUUUUUUGGGUUCUCUUAGACAUUUUUAAUUUCAAAAGAGGAAGUGUGUGCUCUCCAUCAUCCUUCUGCCAAGAGGACCGCUUCGGAAAGACGCACGCAUUGAUCCUCUUUUUCCUCCCGUGUAUCCUAUGUGUUUGUGGGAGUGCUUUUUUUGUGUCGAUAUGUGUUGGCUCGUCGGUUUGUGUGUGCGCGUGUAUGCCCGUCUGUCGGUAUAUGUCACCCCGUGACCCCGCGUACGUCUCCACUUCCUUCACCCCGUCCUGUGUCCUGCACAGAGAAAAUCUCAUUUUGAACAAUCAAGUGUCUCCUGUCCUGUGUCUUAGAGGAACUGUUUCUUAUGUAGGACCUGUUGCACUUGGUAGGGACAUGGUCUAUUUCUUAGACGCGCGUUUCGGUCGUUCUCCGUAGAAUGUGGUAGUGACCUGUCUCCGUUGUGUCCCUAACCAGCUCGUCACUGAAACGUGUCCCUAGCCUGAUCUGUGUUCUCGUGUUGGAUGUGCUUUUCUUUUUUUUGUAAAUGUGCUCUGUGUGUACGAGGGGACAAAUCUGGUGGCCACAGCUAUGGAGGAAUAAAAUGUUGGAAGUUUUUCAUUGUCUUUAAAAGAAAAAGGGGAAAAAAAAACAAAACAAACAAACUGGUUCUCUUCAUCUCUUUUGGCUAAUGUGACUAUCUUUUCUGUCUGAGCAUUCCUUGCAAACAGAGACAAAGAGGGGGACACGUCUUUUAUCGUUUUGGUGCCACAAGAUAAUUUCACAUUACUGACUGACUUCAGAUGCAAUGUUUUUUUCCUUCUUCUUGUAUUUAUUCAAUCAGGUCGCUGCUUCUGUAGUCAGAAACAUAGUGACCAAGACACUCAAUUCACACACCCUUGAUAUCCAGGGUCACUGCCGCUAUUAAAAGGAUAAUUCACCCAAAAAUGAGAAUUCUGUCAUCGUUUACUCGCCCUCGUACCGUUCCAAACCUGCAUAUUUUGAAAAACGUCUCUACAAUGAAAGCCAAUGUUGUUUUUGGACCCUACUGGCUUUCAGUUGAGACUUCCUUCAAAAUAUCUUUUGCAGAUGAAAGAAAGUCAUGCAGAAAUGAGAGUGAAUAAUGGAUGAAUUUUCAAUUUCAGGUGUACUAUCCCUUUAAUAUCACAGUACAACCACUGCCAAUGCUACCGCACGCAUCCCUCAGUUGAGGAAUACUGCAUUACCAAUCACUAACAUUCAUGUUAUUGAAAUGUACAUCAGUAUAAUUGUUUCCCAAUGAAACCCCUAGAGCUCAUAUUUUCUCAGUUUCUAUUAUUAAUCACAUGCCAGGCCUUAGGACGCACACACACGCUCACGCCGGUGUGCACUCAGUCCUUAGUCCGUUAUCGUAUAUCAGCUCUUGUUGUUUUCUAAGAGGCCAUUGAUUCCGUCAUACACGUGGAUGUGGUAUCGACCUGCAGUCUUCAGCCCUAUCCAGCUCCUGUCUCCAGGCCCAUCUCUUCUGCUGCCUUAGAUCUUAGACACUGUGGAGGCACAACCCCUGUAGAGUGACCUCUGACCCCCUCAUCAGCUUCCACACAAUACAAACUUUAAUGAUAGCUUUCUCUUCGGUUCAGCCCAGCCCAUAUGUUUUUCUCUCCAUCUCUGUUUGUCUCCCCUCUUUCCUCUGUCUCUCUAUGUCAGUGCAAUUCUGAAUGAUCCUGAGGAAAUGUGUUUGCAUGCUUAUAUUAACAUGGAUGAUGUCAACUUGAUGCAAUGAUAAUUUAAUAAGUGAUGCUCAACACAAAAAUCUGACGAUGAACUUGAUACUAACACUACUAAUGACAAACAUGUUGACCUAGCAACCUGUUCGAUAUCAUCAAAACACUGAUGAUUAAUGUUGUUAAUAUUGUAUAUCCUCUUUGAAAUGGUAUUACAGUUUCUGGGUAUAUUUUUGUUUGUUUGUUUGUUUGUUCGUUUGCUUUUUUAGUUUUCUUUAAAAAAAGGUUUACUUUUUUAUAUGUUGAGAUUACGCUGAGACUUAGAGCAAGAUAAAAAUGAAAUGCAGUCAGGGUGAGAGAACAUUUCAGCUGAAAAAAAAAAACAAAAUUGAAAAAAAUAAAAAAAAUAAAAUAAAAUAAAAUAAAAAAUCUCCCAAAAAACUGUUAGGAGGAUGAUUAUGUGAAUGAUAAGGUGAUGAUUCUAAGGCUGGAGCGAUGAUGGCUGAAAUAAAACAUAUGUAUGAAAAAUCAUUGCGAUGUGUUUGCGUGAUACAGCUGUCUGUGUUUAUGUAAUGGGUUGUGAAUCACCUUGACUUUUCUGUCUACCUCUUACUUUGUGUCUCACCCUGUUCCCCCUCCUGCUGUGCAUUAACUUGUGUGUAAUUAUUUAGUUACCAUCAUACAUUUUUUAUCGUUGACCCGCUUUAUAUAAGCAGUGUGGAGCAUUGCAUCCAUGUACAUGCUUCUUUUUUUCUGUAUUUCCAUAGGCACGCAAACACACUCACAACCACAUAUGUCAUACCCAUAAAUCAAACCUGGCCCUU